AUGGAAAGUGAAAUGGCUCAUGAGGUUUCUGCAAGUGGUUCUAGGGUUGUAAAUAUCUCAGAACCAUCUGAAAAAUGUCCUUCGAUUACUUUAAUUGAUGAUAAGGAUGACAACAAGUAUGAUUCAUGGAAAAUUUCAUUGAUAGGUAGAUUGGAUUUUCUUCGAAUUAAAUUUGUUGAUGCAAUGGGUAUUUUGAGAAAUCAGUGGAAGUUAACAGGUGAUUGCCAUUUAAUUCUGUUGGGUAAAGGUUUUUUCAUAAUCAAGCUAUCUAAUGAAGUAGAUCAAAAUUACAUCAGAAAUUAUAGGUGGGAUGUUCAAGAUCAGGUAUUAAGAACUCGAAAUUGGAUUCCUAACUUUAGGCCUGAAAAUCAAAGAACUUCUCAUGCAUUGGUUUGGGUUUCUUUACCAGGUUUGAGUUUAGAAUACUGGGAUGAAAAAAAAUUAUUCACAAUUUGUGAUGCAAUUGGAAAUCCUGUUAAAAUGGAUGAUGAUACUAUCAAGUAUUCAAGUGGAUAUGCUGCAAAUGUUUUAGUUGAAUUAGACCUUUCAAAACCAAUUCCAAACAAGCUAUGGAUUAUUACUAAAUAUGGUAGUUUCUCACAAGCUAUUGUUCUUAAUAAACUCCCAAAAUUUUGCUCUCAAUGCAAGCUUGUUGGUCAUUUAUUAUCUGAAUGUAGAUUUAAGAAGAAUUCUUCUAUGGAACACCCCACUGAUUCUUCAGCUGAGAGUUUUGAGAAACCAAUUGAUAAGUCUCAGGUGACUAAAAUUCAAGAACCUUUUGAUAUUUUUCCUCCUCCAACAGUGCCUAAUAUUGGCAAUCCUCAAUCAGAUAAUGAUGUUCUUAUUACAAAUGGAAAGUUCAGCUCUUUACAAGAUGAUGAAAUGGUUGUUGGGGAAACUAGAUAUUGUCUACUAAAAAUGCCUGAAUUUUUUUUGCAUAUGUACUGUUUUAUUGGCAUAUAUGCUUGUUGUUACACAAAUUUGUUUUUUGCAUAUGUACUGUUGAGAAAUUAUGUUCAUUAUGUACACAUUUUAGUGGAAAAUAUCACUAAUUUCUAUAUAUCCACGUCCGAGCUUUUUGAGAAUUUGUUCGUGUCCACAUCCGCGCCAGUGCAACCCAAUUUGGGAUUCUCAACAAGGAGAGCUAGGCUUGUUAUCAAAUAUUAG
Messenger RNA from Papaver somniferum (opium poppy), 1167 nucleotides. RefSeq lists its product as uncharacterized. NCBI's taxonomy places the organism in Eukaryota, Viridiplantae, Streptophyta, Magnoliopsida, Ranunculales, Papaveraceae. The transcript has a single exon. The record is from RefSeq and is a predicted model, not a curated record. Bases 1 to 1167 code for a protein of 388 amino acids.